Rodentolepis nana is the source of this 1050-nucleotide messenger RNA. Lineage: Eukaryota; Metazoa; Platyhelminthes; Cestoda; Cyclophyllidea; Hymenolepididae. The record is from the annotation of a GenBank genome assembly.
AUGUCUUUCUUUGGCUCAAGUGUUCAAUCUAAGAAGGAUGUUGAGGUGCCCUCUCCACCUACUGAUACAGUUUCUUGUAUAAAAUUUUCACCUGCUAACACUAAUUCCACAAAUACAUAUUUGGCUGGAACCAGUUGGGAUAAUCGUGUUCGCGUUUGGGAAGUGGCUUCUAAUGGAUCAGCGAAUCCAAAAGCCGAACAGAUGCAUCAAGGUCCUGCUUUAAGUUUAUGUUGGAGUAACGAUGGUACGAAAUUAUUUUCCGCCGGAGCUGACAAAACCGCUCAAAUGUGGGAUCUUCAAUCAAACCAGUUUGUUCAAGUUGGCGCUCACGAUGCUCCAAUUAAAACAGUUCACUUCAUUCAGUCUCCCAAUUACACCUGCAUCAUGACUGGUGGUUGGGAUAAGAAAUUGAAGUUUUGGGAUAUGAGACAACCAAAUCCAAUGACAACUAUUGAUCUUAGUGAACGUGUUUACUGCGCUGAUGUUAUUUAUCCAGUUGGUGUUGUUGGUCUUGCCGGAAGACAGAUCGCCGUUUAUAGCUUAGAAAAUGGUCCUACUUCGGUUGUACAAAUUGAAUCCCCUCUUUCUCAUCAGAACAGAUGCAUCAAUAUUUUCAUGGACAAGCAAAAGCAAGCUCCAGCUGGUUUCGCACUCGGAAGCAUCGAAGGACGGUGUGCUAUUCAUUACUUCCAGCCUAGUGCUCCGAGGGAUAACUUCACUUUUAAAUGCCAUCGAUCACCUAAUGCAGAAGCUGGUUUCUAUGAGAUCUAUGCUGUUAAUGACAUCGCUUUCAAUCCCCUCUAUGGAACCCUAGCGACCGUCGGAUCUGAUGGUCGCUAUGCCUUUUGGGAUAAGGACGCAAGAACUAAACUUCGAGGUCUUGAUGUUCCAGAGAUGCCGAUCACUUGCUGUGCUAUCGAUCGGACCGGAAAUUUGUUCGCCUACGCCUGUGGAUAUGAUUGGUCAAAGGGACAUGAAUUCGCUGAUCCCAAUAAACCGCCCAAAAUUCUCAUUCGUCAAGUUAUUGAAGAAAUGAAACCCUCAAAGUAA